AUMUCUUAUAUUUAUUUUAAAAAAUAUAAUGAUAUUAAAGUUAACAUUAAACCAGAAAAAAAGGAUGAAUGCAGCAAAUAUUUUACUUAUCUUACUAAUUUUAAAUCGUUGUACGAUAAAUUAAAGAGUGAUCAUUGUAAGCCUAGUUUUUGGCCUUUUUCUUCUUCUGUACCUGAUUACUUUAAUUGCACACAGACAUUUGACCCCAAGAAUCUCUUAUCCAGUGUGGAAGGAUGUAAGCCUAACAAACCUGCAAGUAGUGGAUUCACAUUUUUCGGUUUCCUAUCAGGGGGAUCACCCUCUAGAACAUCAGGUACUGGAAGUGCUGCGGUGACUAAAGAAACCACAAGGGCCGCAGGUCCAGAAGCAAAAAUUACCGGAAGUGCUAAAAAUCCAUCACCUGAUGUUUUACCAAAGGAUAAAGGAGCAAAAGGGGGAACAGAAGCUAUAGUAACUGUUGAUAGGUCAAAAGGUUUAACAAGUUCAACCAGUCAUGUAACUGUAGGAAGUUCACCACGUCCAGCAGCUGAAGCAACAGUACGUAAUAGUGCAGUAGCUGGAGGAGGAUUAUCUAAUCAAGUAGCUAAUAUGCAACCUAGAGUAACUUUGAGUUCCCCAGUAGGAGGUAGUUCUGUACAGAAUGCUCUUGCAGCAGUGUCUGCUACUUUACAGAUUAGAGACAGUACAGUACCUGUACCCAUUGUUGAUCCUCCUGGCCCUUUGGAAGGUGUAUCUGAUAAGGUUGACUCAAACUUUUAUCGUAACAUCAUCAUGGGGGUAGCAAUACUUGGAACGAUAUACUUUCUUUUCUAUUACAACAUGACAUCUGGAUUAAAAUCGAGAUUUCCCAAAAGAAAACGAAAGCAAAAGAUAUUUGAACAUAAUUAUUACGAAGAGUAUGAAAAAGAGUUAGUAAAGUAUGAUUCAGAAAAUGAGUCUUUAGAUUCUCAAUCGGAUAGGUAUUAUUUGAAUUAUCAACCUGAGGGAGACUAUGAUUACUAG
Plasmodium vivax (malaria parasite P. vivax) is the source of this 1002-nucleotide messenger RNA. RefSeq lists its product as hypothetical. The record is from RefSeq and is a predicted model, not a curated record. Lineage: Eukaryota; Apicomplexa; Aconoidasida; Haemosporida; Plasmodiidae. The annotation marks the transcript as partial. The transcript has 2 exons.